This is a messenger RNA of Diospyros lotus (date-plum), 1223 nucleotides long. RefSeq lists its product as uncharacterized. NCBI's taxonomy places the organism in Eukaryota, Viridiplantae, Streptophyta, Magnoliopsida, Ericales, Ebenaceae. Gene Ontology annotation, molecular function: protein binding. The record is from RefSeq and is a predicted model, not a curated record. The transcript has 6 exons. Bases 64 to 999 code for a protein of 311 amino acids.
CUUUAACAAACAUUCAAAUAAAAUCUCUCAGGCCCAGUUCAUUUUGUCUCAAAGAUCAAAGCCAUGGGCUUAAGAUUCACUAAUUCCAAAUUAGAUGUAUUUAAAGGAAGAGAGGCUCCGCCAACACACUACAUUCUCAAAAUUCAAUCAUUCAACUUAUUUUCGAGAUCUUUUUUGGAGAAAUAUAGUUCAGACAUGUUCGACGUAGGAGACUACAAAUGGAGAUUAACGAUAUACCCAUGUGGGAACAAGGAUGAAGGCGGGCAGGGCCAUAUUUCGAUAUUCUUGACGUUGGCGAACACAAGUUCCCUCCCUGUCGGAUGGGAGCUCCAUGCCAUGUUCAACUUCUUCGUGUAUGAUCAAAAUCGCGACAAGUACUUCUCACUCCCAGACAACCAAUUAAGGCGUUUCCACGUGAUGAAAACGGAAUGGGGCGAGGCCAAAUUCCUGGAGCUUCAAGUCUUUAAUGACUCUUCCAAUGGGUACUUGAUCGACGACGCUUGCGUGUUCGGUGCCGAAGUCUACGUUCUGAAGAUGACUCGCAAAGCCGAGUACUUGUCGACUUUGAAAGAACCCAAUACCGGCAUCUACACCUGGACGAUCAAGCCCUUUUCUGCUUUCACCUUGGAUCAUUACGAGUCGCAGUGGUUCGUUGCGGGAGGCCACAAAUGGAGGAUUAUAUUCUAUCCUCGCGGGAAUGGCAUCGGGAAGGGCAACAGUGUUUCGGCGUUCCUGUCUCUGGACGAGUCCACACUUCCACCGGACACUCGAUUGGUUGUAAGAUAUGCCAUCCGUGUGCUUGAUCAAAAUGAACCCAAAGCGGACCCAUUUGAAUUAAGAGAAGAAAUCCAUUUUGGAGCGUCGUUCUCGGUAUUGGGAGCUCAAAAGUUCAUGCCAUUGGCUAAGCUCAAUGACCCAAAGCAACCAUACUUGGUGGGAGACACAUGCGUAAUGGAAGCUGAAGUUACCUUGUUCGGAACAGUCUCCACAACUUCUUAACAAUCGGGAUGAUUUUAAUAUCUGUAUCUAACGCGAUUAACAAAAGUUGAUGGGAUUUAGAACAAAUAAUGGGAUUUAGAACAAAUACAACUUUAUCAUUGUUUCCUUGGAGGAUUCGGAUCCAUCCUCGUCGGAACGGCAUAUAUAUACUCCAUUAUUUUAAAAUUUAAUAUACAACUUAUCUUUGUUAAACUAGCACAAAUGUCUCAACAUCCUCCUCGACA